Messenger RNA from Ornithodoros turicata, 1416 nucleotides. Its product is annotated as dnaJ protein homolog 1-like. Gene Ontology annotation, cellular component: cytosol. NCBI's taxonomy places the organism in Eukaryota, Metazoa, Arthropoda, Arachnida, Ixodida, Argasidae. The transcript is spliced from 3 exons. The record is from RefSeq and is a predicted model, not a curated record. The coding region runs from base 198 to 1271 and encodes 357 amino acids. Gene Ontology annotation, molecular function: protein-folding chaperone binding.
GGCGCCAGCACUGGCGCUGUCGUCGUUGUGACGUCGAACCAUUUUCUCAUUUUUUCUCGACGCAUCUAGAACCUUCUUGUUCGUCUGGUGAGCGUAUACAUAUAUACGUACCGCACGCAGACUGAGAUAGUUGAUGUUGCUAAGUGAUUGAAGGAUACCUGUGAUAAGUCUCUCACUGAAGCUACACACAGUUUACCAUGGGCAAAGACUACUACAAGAUACUUGGCAUAAGUAGGAACGCCGCAGAUGACGACAUCAAGAAGGCGUACCGAAAGCUCGCAUUAAAGUACCACCCGGACAAGAACAAAACGCCCGAAGCCGAAGAAAAGUUCAAAGAAGUCGCCGAGGCCUACGAGGUGUUGAGCGACAAAAAGAAAAGGGAUGUUUAUGACAAAUUUGGCGAAGAAGGUCUGAAGGGUGGAUCCGGUGGCGGCUCUGGCAUGGGAGGACCCGGCCAGACGUUCACAUACACUUUCCACGGCGAUCCGAGGGCGACGUUCACGCAGUUCUUCGGCACCGAUAACCCGUUCGAGAACUUCUUUCAAAGCUUCGGCGGUGGUCCUCCCGGUGGCAUGAACAUGUUCUUCGGAGGCGACGACGAAAUGGAACUGGACGGCGACCCGUUCGGCAUACCUAUGGGACGCCCGGGAGCGAAUCCGUUUAGGUCGCAAAGUUUUACGGCGGGGAGCCGCGGUCCGACGAAGCAGCAGCGACAAGAUCCCCCCGUGGAACACGACUUGUACGUGACGCUCGAAGAGGUGUUGAAAGGUUGCACGAAGAAGAUGAAGAUCAGCAGAAAGGUUGUGGGACCCGACGGAAAGACCUCGAGAAGGGAAGAGAAAGUGUUGACGAUCAACGUGAAGCCCGGCUGGAAGGCGGGGACAAAAAUUACGUUUCAGCGGGAAGGAGACCAGUCGCCCGGAACGAUACCUGCCGACAUUGUGUUCAUCAUCAGGGACAAACCACAUCCUCAGUUCAAGAGGGAGGGCACCGAUGUUCGCUACACCGCCAAAAUAACGCUUAAGGAGGCGCUCUGCGGAUGUCGCAUCGAGAUACCGACGUUGUCGAAAGGACGCAUCAUGCUCAACUCGUCGGACAUCCUCAAGCCCAACACCGCAAAGCGUAUACAAGGACAGGGUCUACCCUUCCCAAAAGACACUUCGAAACGUGGGGACUUGAUAGUCAGUUUCGAUAUCCAGUUCCCUGAAACGCUAACGGAGACUGCAAAGCAGAUACUGUUCGACACACUGCCUCCCCACACGGUCAACUAACGAGCCCUUUAGCGGCUUGUUCUUGUAAAUUAUGUAAAUAUAGUCACGUGCGUAAGACCUUGUUACAUCGUUUUUCUUCCGUUUGUACAUACGUAUGUUGAGCAAAGCUUUGCUGCUGUAAAUAAAACACAUUGUUUACUCUGUA